AUAGUGACUUUUUUUCUAAUUUGUCUUGCUUUUCUUGAUUGCUGCUACAGAUCUUCGUAUAUAUUUAAUCAGUAGUGCAAUAUCCUUAGUGGAUAAACAUUGGUACGUGCCGAACAUACAUUGAUGAACUGAAUUUUGGUGAGCUGGCUUUUGCUUGCUUGCCUUUGACUGAGCUGAAUUUCACAUUAAAAUUCGGGUCUCAAUCAAAUCAGCCUUGGUGAUUUAAUAUGUAAACUACACCGAGCUGCUCCGCCUGCCGUUGGUUAAACUGCUAAUCCGACUACGUCUGCUCUCAUACCACCACUGCUUUUUUUUUUUUUUUUUUUUUUUAAAACACACAAUAGACUCAACAUCUCUUGCGCAACGAAACUAGUCCACGUAAAGCUUUAAUAUGAUGCAGUCAUAUUACACUUUCUGUGUCGGAUAGUCUUGGUUAUCCCCUGUAGGAGUGAUCUGGCAAAGCGCAGCAGCUCAUGUUGACUGAAUUAGUUCCAUUUUUAGGUUGACUGCGUAAGUCAUCUUUAUGGUACUGUCUCCAGUGCAAUGACCGCAAUGUUUCGAGCCGGUCGGCGCUUCAAGCGAGAGGUGCGACUGUGAACGGUGACAAUUGUACCAGCGUUCUUGUUUUAUUUUUUCGCGUUACCGAUGUAUCCUAAUUAAAAAGAGGAGGGUAUUUUUUUUAAUCCUUGUUAACAAGGUUAUUUACGGAAUAUUAUUAUUGGCGCCAACAUGGACAUCGGAAACGAAGAGUCCGUGAAUGAAUGUUGGAAAAAGCAAGUCGAUGACAUCAAGAAGAUUUUUGAGGUUAAGGAGAUCUUAGGAACGGGUGCCUUCUCAGAAGUAGUUCUUGCUCAGGAGCGGACCACGGGGAAGAUGUAUGCAGUGAAGUGUAUUCCUAAGAAGGCUCUGAGGGGGAAGGAGAGCAGUAUUGAGAAUGAAAUUGCUGUACUCAGGAAAAUUAAGCAUGAGAAUAUAGUGGCUCUUGAAGACAUCUAUGAGAGCCCCAACUACCUGUACCUCAUCAUGCAGCUUGUGUCUGGAGGGGAACUGUUUGAUCGGAUCGUGGAAAAAGGCUUUUACACAGAGCAAGAUGCCAGUGCUUUGAUAAAACAAGUUCUAGAUGCAGUCAACUACCUGCACUCUCUGGGCAUAGUCCACAGGGACCUCAAGCCAGAGAACUUGUUAUACUUCAACCCCCAUGAUGAGUCCAAAAUAAUGAUCAGUGACUUUGGCCUGUCAAAGAUGGAAGGAGCUGCAAGUGAUAUUAUGUCCACAGCUUGUGGGACUCCAGGAUAUGUUGCUCCAGAGGUGCUUGCACAAAAGCCAUACAGCAAAGCAGUAGACUGCUGGUCUAUUGGAGUUAUUUCUUACAUACUAUUAUGUGGCUAUCCUCCUUUUUACGAUGAGAAUGACUCCAAACUCUUUGAGCAGAUCCUUAAGGCUGAAUAUGAGUUUGAUUCACCAUACUGGGAUGACAUAUCAGACUCAGCUAAAGAUUUUAUUAGUAAUCUAAUGCAGAAGGAUGCUGAGAAACGGUUCACAUGUUCUGAGGCUCUUCGCCAUCCCUGGAUAGCUGGCGACACGGCUCUUUGUAAGAAUAUCCAUGAGUCAGUGAGUCGGCAGAUGAAGAAGAACUUUGCUAAGGCUAAAUGGAGGCAAGCCUUCAACGCAGCAGCCGUAAUCAGGCAUAUGAGACGUCUGCAUCUGGGCAGCAGUAUGGAUUCCACUCAGCAAAUGAACCCCAAGCAAACCUCUGUGCUUGUCAAGAGCCAGUCUGUCGAUGUAUCCUCUUACAACCGCAAUGACUAUGAGUCGCAGGGAGUGGUGAACACAGGGGCAGCGGUGGAGCGAUGCACACACCCUACCACUGUCACCACCAUCAUCACCGGCUCCAAGUGAUGGCGCUUCCUCCCAGGAGCAUCAGGCCACAGAAGCAUCAAACACGUGAAGCAUCAUCUGUGUCAUCCACUGGUAACAUUACCUUCAGACAUGUGCUUUCUGCUCUUUAUGCACUCUGUUCAGUCCCUGGCCUGUCCAUGGGAGUGUAGCAUCCUGGUCUGCAGGACUGGGUCAGAAAGUGCCAUGUCCUUCAGGAGUUGAAAGCAACAGCAGGUGUGAUGAGAGGCUCUGUUAGGGAUCAGAAUUGCAUUUGAGGACCUGUGGGUGUCUUAUCUGGAUACUGCAGCUGAGUUCAGCUGGUGUGACUUCUUCAUGAAAUGAUGCACUACUGAGUUAAUGGACUAUAUAAAUGCUCACUUUAGACUGAAAUUAAAAUUAACUAUGUAACAUAGAGAAGGUGUAUAUAGAAUCAUUAUGUGGACCAUUGUGUGUUUAAGCUGGGCUAACAUUGACUGGGCAACCAGACAGAACGGCAGCUUCCACUAAAGCCAAAUGUAAAUUUAGAUGAUAACGUGAACUGACCUGGUCCUGGGCCUUGGUCUGCAUUUUGAAUUAAUAUCUUGUUGCAAUUGUGUGAGUGGUCACAUGAUCAUCAACAAACCACUAAUUAAGCACUAUUACAGCAUACAAGAUAAAGAAGAAAAAGCUGUGUGUUCAUUUCUUAAUGAUGUCAACUUCAUGUUUAUAGCAUAGUAGUAAUUCAUUCAUUGGUAUAGUAAUUCAAUCAUCAAGUUAGUCAAACUAUAUGACUACAUACUAUAUGACUAUGUGCUUAGUUAACCAGACAACCAGGAGGCAGUUUUCCAAAUCACUGUACUGUGGAUGUCCUCAGUGAUACUUGCUUACCUGUUUUACACUCUUGUGUGUAGAACAUUGGUCUUGGCAAACAACACACUGGAUUAUCAUUUGUUUAAUCAUAUAUGCAUACAUUACUGAGUAACACAGACCUUGUGCAGUACUGAAAUAUAUGGUUUAAUUUUGUCAGUGUGAUUAUUGAUAAAGAAAUAUAUACUGUGGUGUAUUUGAGUGUCAGAUUUAUGAAACCUUAUUUGUAAUGUUACCUGAAUUGAAUAUUUAUCAAAGUUAGUGGAUCUACAUAUUUUUACAUGUAGUCUUGGUUAUCUGUAUAUUUUUGGUUGCAAUAUUUAUUAUGUUAUUGAACUGUAUACAUUUUCUCAGGAGUACUUUUAAUAAUGGUGGAUUGCAACAUUUUGUUAUUUUUAUUGAAUGAUAAUAAAUGGUGUCAGGAAAGGGAUGUUCAAUUGUUAUUAAAAUAAUUGUAUAUUGUAACGCAAUUUGUUUCAUAGGCAAAUUUAAUCCUUGAUCAAGAGAAGAAUCUUGUGAAGUUGGAGUUGGAAAACAUUUAAUUAAAGUGGUGCUUUGUAUUUGCACAAAUGUAUGCCUUUCUUCCAGUAUAUUAUUCAAUUUAAUGCAAUCUUGAUUGCUGCUAUGUACUGUAUAUAUUGAAAUAUGAAAGAUGAAAACAGCUA
This is a messenger RNA of Electrophorus electricus (electric eel), 3389 nucleotides long. It is a transcript of the gene camk1db, whose product is annotated as calcium/calmodulin-dependent protein kinase 1Db. NCBI's taxonomy places the organism in Eukaryota, Metazoa, Chordata, Actinopteri, Gymnotiformes, Gymnotidae. Gene Ontology annotation, molecular function: protein kinase activity; ATP binding. Gene Ontology annotation, biological process: protein phosphorylation. The record is from RefSeq and is a predicted model, not a curated record.